CGUAACAGCACCACUCUACGUAAAGUGCAGUACCAACGCCUGGAAUGUCUCCACGUAUCGGCUAAACGGCAACACCACGAGUAGUGUAAACACUGUAUACCCUGAAUUGGAAUCGUACCACGAAAUGGAUCUGUGGGUCAAUAUUUAACUGUUUGUACUGUUUAUUUACUCACGAACUGGCCACUCUUAACCAAGUAUAUGACAUUCGGCGCUCGGUUCUCGCGGCUUCGGGUCCGAAGUAAAGCUAGUUCGAAAACAUGACUUCUCCAAAAUUAACACUGUUAAUAUGUCUGUCCAUCUGUCUGUUCGGAAUCUCGGAACAGACGGAAUCUAAGUACGCGGACAAACUUCUCUUGGUUUCUAUGGACGGUUUCCGGUGGGAUUAUCUAAAUAGAUUCGACACGCCAAACUUUGACAAAUUUGCUCGAAAUGGCGUGAGGGUCGACUAUAUGAACAAUUCGUUUAUAACCAAGACGUUUCCGAAUCACUACACCAUAGUUACAGGGGUGUAUGAAGAAACUCAUGGAAUUUUAGAACACCACAUGUACGACCCUGUGUUUGACGAAACGUUCAACUUGGGCAAGAAAGACACGAAAUGGUUUGAUGGGGCAGAGCCCAUCUGGUGCCGGGUGAAGCAGUUCCACCUAAAAUCGGGAACUUACUUCUGGCCCGGUAGCGAAACGGAAAUCAAUGGCUUACGUCCGGAUAUAUAUCUGCCAUAUUCUGAUGACACGCCUUUCCGGAAACGCGUCAAUGAAGUCAUGAACUGGUUCGUUAAUGAGACCUUGAACUUCGUGACGCUCUACUUCCCCGAACCGGAUAAAACAGGACAUGAGUUCGGGCCGGAGUCACCGGAGAUCCGGGAGAAGGUUAUGGAGAUGGAUGGAAUUCUGGGAUAUCUGAUGAAAAAGUUACAAGAAAAUAACCUGACUGACAAAGUGAACGUUAUAGUAACAAGCGACCACGGCAUGUUUCCAGUUGAUGUAAAAAACAAGGUUGUGGAUAUCUACGAUUAUGUAAACCGAUCCCAAAUCCUAAGAGUUCCAUCUACACUCACUGUGGCUCAAAUCCAGCCCGUGGACGGACAGGUGGACGCGGUGGUUGACCAACUGAGUAACGUGUCUCACAUUACGGUAUACCACAAGCGAGACAUCCCAGACCGACUCCACUACAAACACAACAGGAGAAUUAUGCCAGUGUUGGUCAUGGCUGACGAAGGAUGGCUCGUAACCGAUAACAGAACCAAGCUCGCUGAACGUACAAAGUACAAAGGGACACACGGCUGGGACAACAGCCUCAUGUCGAUGAAGCCAAUCUUCUUAGCCAGUGGUCCAAACUUCAAGAAGAAUGCCCAAUUUGGACCAAUCAGGAACGUCGACAUAUAUCCUCUGAUGUGCGAACUCAUGGGAAUUCCCCCAGGACCGACCAAUGGUAGUCUUGAACGCGUCAUCGACUUUUUGGUUCCGUUCAAAGUAAAUGCAGCCCCAUCAGUCUAUAUUCAGUGGUUUCUUUUGUUACUGGCGCCAAUUGUGAUGUCUUAACGAGAACAUAAUAACAUAUGUGUGUUUUGUAACCUCUAUAAGUGCACCGUUCUGUAAAAAAAAUGCAACACAAAUACGCACAACGCUUCACUAUUGUUUGUUUUAUAUCACAUUUCAUAACACUGUCAAACACUAUUAUUAAAAUAUGUGUAUGUCUUUUGGGUCUUUUUUAAAUAAAUAAAUAUUUU
This is a messenger RNA of Gigantopelta aegis, 1729 nucleotides long. RefSeq names its product bis(5'-adenosyl)-triphosphatase enpp4-like. Lineage: Eukaryota; Metazoa; Mollusca; Gastropoda; Neomphalida; Peltospiridae. The coding region runs from base 258 to 1541 and encodes 427 amino acids. The record is from RefSeq and is a predicted model, not a curated record. The transcript is spliced from 4 exons.